AUGACUCGGCUACUAAACAUUUCAAUUUCUCUAGCCAAAAAAUACUUUGUAAGACUAAAGGUAUUAUACACCAAAGACAAACUCAAACUCCGGGCUAUGCUGGUAUCCAAUAAUUUUGAAAGCCAGAUACGGAACCAACUGAGUAAUGAUACUAUGCUCUGGCUCUGGCUCUGGCAUACAUGA
This is a messenger RNA of Bipolaris victoriae FI3, 183 nucleotides long. RefSeq lists its product as hypothetical. The coding region runs from base 1 to 183 and encodes 60 amino acids. The transcript has a single exon. The record is from RefSeq and is a predicted model, not a curated record. NCBI's taxonomy places the organism in Eukaryota, Fungi, Ascomycota, Dothideomycetes, Pleosporales, Pleosporaceae.